Molecule: messenger RNA, 834 nt
Organism: Colletotrichum orchidophilum
Lineage: Eukaryota; Fungi; Ascomycota; Sordariomycetes; Glomerellales; Glomerellaceae
Product: succinate dehydrogenase iron-sulfur subunit
Exons: 3
Coding region: 1-834 (277 amino acids)
Biological process (GO): aerobic respiration; tricarboxylic acid cycle; respiratory electron transport chain
Cellular component (GO): mitochondrial membrane
Molecular function (GO): electron transfer activity; 2 iron, 2 sulfur cluster binding
Source: RefSeq, a predicted model, not a curated record
AUGGCAUCUCUCCGCUCUUCCACCCGGGUCCUGGGCUCGGCCACCAAGGCUGCCUUCCGCCCUGCCGUCACCGUUCCUCGCCGUGGUCUGGCCACCCCCAGCGAUCAAGUGCCUGCGACAAAGGAGCCCAAGAUGAAGAAGUUCACCAUCUACCGCUGGAACCCCGACACGCCGACCGAGAAGCCCAAGAUGCAGGAGUACACGCUGGACCUGAACAAAACCGGACCUAUGAUGCUAGAUGCAUUGAUUCGGAUCAAGAACGAGCUGGACCCUACUCUUACCUUCCGCAGAAGUUGCAGAGAGGGUAUUUGCGGUAGCUGUGCCAUGAACAUCAACGGCCAGAACACCCUGGCUUGCCUUUGCCGCAUUCCUUCUGAGAACGCUUCAGACGUCAAGGUCUACCCUUUGCCUCACACCUACGUAGUCAAGGAUUUGGUGCCCGACUUGACCCAGUUCUACAAGCAAUACCGUUCGAUCAAGCCCUACCUUCAAAGAGACACUCCCGCCCCCGAUGGCAAGGAAUACCGUCAGAGUGUCGCCGACCGAAAGAAGUUGAGCGGUCUGUACGAAUGCAUUCUUUGCGCGUGCUGCUCAACCUCGUGCCCGUCCUACUGGUGGAACUCUGAGGAGUACCUGGGACCCGCCAUCCUCCUUCAAUCCUACCGCUGGCUUGCCGACUCCCGCGACCAGAAGAAGGCCGAGCGCAAGGCCGCCCUCGACAACUCGAUGAGCUUGUAUCGUUGCCACACGAUUCUGAACUGCACACGUGCCUGCCCCAAGGGCCUGAACCCCGGCAAGGCCAUUGCCGAGAUCAAGAAGCAGAUGGCUUUCUAA